AUUAAGGACAAGUUACUCGAGCCUUCAUUGGUGAUGUCUUUCUUCCAUCAACUUCGACUUCUUCUCUGGAAGAAUGGACUGGGCAUCGUCAGAAGACCAGUCUGGUCUGUUACUCUGAUUUUGUGGCCUAUCAUCAUCUUCAUUAUCAUUGCUGUCACUCGCUACCAGUUUCCACCAGUUCUGAGGAAAACAUGUUAUGUGGCUCCUCGAAACCUGCCCAGCACCGGGUUCUUCCCUUUCCUGGAAACCCUAAUGUGCAACAGCGACAGCAGCUGCCACAACACAUCACAAUUGGCUUACUUAAAACAACCUCAAAGGAAUAAAAGAUCAACUCAAUCAGAGGACACUCCAUUGACCAAACUUCUGAAAGGCCAAAGAUUAAUGCAAUUUGCCAAUUUAAAAAACACAACUCAGGAUCCAACAUUGUUGUUAAACUCAUUGUACAACAUCUUUGGUUCCUCUUCACAACGGCCACUAGACCAUGUCAGUGAAACCAUUACAAAAGAUCAGCCAAUGGUGAACCUGACAGAAUCAGCCGCCAAGCUGAAAUCUGUCAUCUGUACGAUUGCUCUUCCUCUCGUCAACACAACAUCACCGGAUCACACUGCUAAGGCUCUCAUCGCCUUCUGUAGCUCCAAUAACACUGUAUUUGAAGUGGCCAUUAACACACUCAACAAAGUAUUGGUUGAACUAAUGACAUCCCAACCAAAAGAGCUCGCCAAGUUUGUGGAGAAAGCUGUGAUGUUUUUUGACCAGCUGCAAAAGGAGCAUUUACUGUGGGAAAGUUUACUCUCUCUUCCACAAAUAUUCAACCCUGAAUCACCUGACCAACUGCUCAGCAACUUGGAGAAACUUUUCAAAAGUUUACAACUGGUUUUAAAUAUCACAGAACAUAAUUUCCCAGAAGUCGAAGCCAACUUGUCGUCAGUUCAUCCAUUCCUUGUUGCAGGCAUCAGUAUGACUCGCUACAUGCAAAACUGGCCUGGAAAAACUGUUUAUAUCCGUUUUGGAGAUGUGGUGGUUAACAAUGAGACACUCUGGCAGAUGUUGGCCAACGUAGAGUUAUCACUAGAUCUGGCAAUCGGUUUGGCUUUUCACAGAGAAGUAGUUAGUGACUUGGUGUGCAAAAACACUUCAAAUCCGAUGUUGAUAGCUGCGUGUGCAACUGGGACUCUGGACAAGUUUCUGGACUGGGUCGACCCUAAAAAGUUGGAUCAACAGAUUCUUUUGACAUGGAGUAAGGAUGUGUUUCCACAUGAUUUCGCUUAUGUCAAAGGGCUGCUCCACAGUCUGGGGGUAGAUUUUGGACAUUCUGAGAUACCAAGGGCAACUCGCAGCAUUGAAGAACAACCACAAAACAUUGAGGAGGAACUGUUUUUGGCGGUUGGUAAAGUUGUGAUGGAAAUUCUACAGCUUUCUCCUGAGGCCAACACCAUUCUCCAACACAUUCUCCGAGCUGGGUAUCAGUCAAUGAGAGCAGGCACACAAGCUAUAGAGACUGUUGAAGAGAUGAUGGAAAAGCUUGUGAAAGAUGUGACAACAUUCAAGAUGAUUAUUCAAACACUGUCAACCAACCAGUCUCAAACCACUCUCUGGACGGACCAAGCCUUCAGCAGUGUCUUUGAAAUCAUAGUGAAGAUCUUUGCAGGUGAGCCUUUAACAUGUGAGAGCAUUCUUGAAGAAUUUGAGUGGGUUUUCUCCAUUAAGACUGUAAAACCUGAGGUGUGGCAAUCAUUGUUCUGUGGAAACGCAUCCACCAUUGAACAGACUCUACUGUCUGACUGGAUGGCUUUGAAAGAAAAUGCCCUGGCCCUUUACAAUGUUUUUCUUUGCGACACAAGUUACAACGUCACACUUUCCAUGAUCCUCUCUGAGUGGCACAAGCUAUACAAUGAAAGUCUAAAAUUUGGAACAUUUUUGGAGCAACUCUCAGAGGAAUGGGAUGGAGCUUACUGGAAGGACUGGGUGCCAACAAACAGCAGUGCUAAUCACCUGACUACAUCUUUACAACAAAGUGUGUCAUUUUUCAUUGUGAACCUGGGAUGGAAAUUUGAACAAAGUGAUCUGUGGCCUCAGGCAAAGAGCUACUUUUUCAUAGCAAAUUGGAUUUUGAACUACAAAGCAGGAGUCACAACCCUACCCAACUGUUCAAUGAAUAUGGAAACAUUUAGCAUUGAAUGUGAAGGUAAUUUCUCAUGGCAGCAGUUUGUCAAUGCACUUUCACAAGCACUUAUGUCACCAACUGAAGAGCUCAUCAUCAGUUAUCUCAAAGGAAGUGUACAACUGCUACAGCAUGUCUACAGUGGUUUCUAUGAAUAUCAAGCGGCCUCAUACUUGCAUAAAGCCAUCAAAGGAGGAGACAUGCUUUCUGCUUUCCUGAGUAAUAUGUUAAAGGAAUUGAAUAAUUUUGUAUUUACACUCACAAAACUCCCUGACAAAAGCUUCACCAACACUCAAGUCAUGGUCCCUCUGUAUCAAAAGUUACUGGAGUCCACAGGACUAAAACCAUUACUGCCUCUCAUCUUAAGCAACGGCCCAGUCAAUACCUCACAAGUGCUUGGAGUUGUAUCCCAGCUGGGCAGAUCCAACCAGGGAAUUUUCAAGUUUAAUGAAUCUGACCCUACGAUAGCCGAACUUGAGAAAUAUAUUAUGCAAUUUCUCUCUUUGGAGGGCAAUCUCUCCAUGUCCGUGUACCUUGACAUGAGUCACACUCUGCUAACCUACUUCAACCACUUCAGUCCAGAUUAUGUAGCCAAGGUCAAGGAAGCCCUAAAACCAUUCACAAAUAAGACAUCAUCGGGCAUUGUUGAGGCAAUACUGAGUGCUGUUGAGCUGCUGCAGACAAUAAUGGAUUCUCCAAGCGGUGACCCAAGUCAUGUUGUCUUAGGGUAUGUCCGCCAGCUUCAACAAUUUUUAGUGUUCCUGUUUCGUAUGGAAAUGAUAGAGCAGAUCAAGUUACCCAAUGGUCAAGUCAGUGCAAUCCAAGUCACCCAACUGCAUCUUCUAUCAGACAUUUUCAAUCUUCUGACUCCAGAGGGAAUCAUGAGCCUCACUCAUGUGGGACCAGUGGCUGCACAGCACAUAAUUAUACAGAAAUACAUUCAAUCUCUACCAGUCAAAAUCCGCUCACAAGCUGCAGAGUUCCUGAAUGAAUUUGUCUCUUUGCAAAGUCAGCUUUCUCAAUGUGAAUCAGAUGAAGACUGUUUGGAUGGGAUCUCUGAAAUGUUAGACUUUUUGGACCAGAUUUUAGACAUGACACUCAAUGCCAAUGGUAACGCAAGUAUUAACAUCGCGGAAACCAAAAUGCACAUGGGAAGCAAAGAACACAUGUCAGUAGCUUCAGCUUUCUUUUCACUUCUUCUGAAACCAAAUGAGGUGGCCUAUUUGAGAACUGCCCAAGAGACCCUUAAAUUUAUCUCAAUACUAUUAAAUCAUCAAAACAUUACAGUCAGAGAUGUCCAGGAAGCUUUGAAGCAGACAAAUCUCACCAUUGAAGAACUAAAUAAGUUUGCGAUGCUGUUGGGAACUAAAAAUGUUAAUGACCUGAUACAAAAACUUAACAAACUUCUCAAUGUUCAGAAAUGUUUUGAACAAGAAACAUCUCCAGAGUUAAUUGCUCAUUGUGCUGUUGAGAUGGUAAAGUCCAUCAGUGGUUUCCUUAUGCAUCUCCCUGCUCUUAAAAAUGAGACAUCCAUUCUGUCAAUGAUCCCAGUAAUUGUCAACAAAACUGUAACGGAGAUAAUAAAUACCAAUUUCACCAGCAACCCACAAAAAGCUGUCACAGGGGCAUUGAACACAAUUCUCGCUAAUGUCAAGAUGACUCUCCAACAAAACAACUUAAGCAGCCCUGAGAUCCUAAAUGAGCUUAAAGUCUUGGAAAGCCUUGUAAAAUUAGCCGCAAACCCUGAACCUCUCAAGUAUCUCAACAUCCCAAUGAAUGAGUUUAAUGCAGGAAGUGCCGAGCUUAAAAUUAUCCUCUGGUAUUUGAAAAGACUUGAAAAUGUGACCAGCAGCAGCUCAGUCUCCCAUCUCUUCUACCCUGUCUUCCGUGUGACACAAAUGCAGGUAGCUUUGGCACUGGCUCAGAUGGAUUUGAAUCAGUUUAUUGGUCAACAGAUUUCAAACCUUACCAAGAGCCUCCAGUAUCCAGUAGAUGCAGAUGGAGCCAGUAAAAUUGGCAACACAACAAUAGAGAUCUUAGAACAUGUGAUCAAAUUUGUAGUGGCUAACUUAGAAGCUCAAAACAUCCCAGCCUCUAUUUUUGGCUAUGCCCCUCCAGUCAACAUGACGUGUGUUAAUAUCACUGUGCUACAAAUUAACAGCUACGUAAAACUGCUAAAGCAAUGGAUGGCUCAGGCUAACUUUGGUGCAUGGGGAGAUCUAAAUAAUACUUCUAUAAUUGUGAAUGACAUCCACCACCUACUCCAAUCCACUCUUCACUUUUUCAAUGUUGACCAGCAAAACUACAUGAAUCUAAUCAGCAAUAUCACCCAGACUCUGAACAAGGUUAUCAUGUUGGCAGAGCAGCCAAAUGGAUUACAGAGCGACCAAUUCUUAGCGGCCAUAUUGAAAGUAGUGAAAAGUGUAAUGCAACUGAUCCAACAAACUGGCUCUGUUCCUGUUAGCGUUCAGCAAAAUGUUCUGGAGGUGGUUAAAAACACUGUGUGGUUGGCUGUUCAUCCCAAUGCAAGCUACGCACUGGCACUCAAUAAAACUCUUGACACAAUACAAAAACUGGAAAUCAUUUUUAAGCAAAUCAUGCCGCCAGAAGUUGCCCAGUAUCUGCUUGGUGCAUUAAAAAUCAUCGGUACAUAUUUUCAGUCCGUUGGAACCGUGUACGGACCGGAUGGCUGGAAUCAACUAAUUUUAAAUGAGAUGGAAACUCUUAAAAGCCUCCUACCACCCAACAGUACAGCGGAGUUCUAUGUUUCUACCAUUAUCAGUGUCACCAAAUCCAUCCUCCAUUCUGCUCUAGGCAACACUACACAAAGCCUCAUGCCCAAAGGUUCAUCAGAAGAAAGAAUACCUUACAUAUUUGCUGAGCUUGUAAAAGUUUUGAAUGCAUUUUGUCCGCUCAUCAUGGGAGACUCCUGUGUACCACUAAAUACAUCAUCGGUACAGAGCUUUGCUGAUCUGCCAAAGGUCCUGGAAGAGUUGAUGACAAAUCGAGCAAACGAUGAAACCUGGAUGAAGCUUCAAAAAUUGGUUGAAGUCUUGAUGACAUUCUUCACAGAGCCAGAAAUGUUAAACAACCUUACAUGCUUAGUUGAAAUGGCUGAAAAGUUGAGCCAAGAAGAUGUCAAAAAUAUGAAAGCAGAGACUGAAUUGAUUUUAAGCCUUCAAAAACCACUUAUGACACUGGUGUCAGAAAUUACCCACUCUUUAAAUGGGAGUCGUUUCAAUAUGUCUGAGAUGAUCGAAAGAUUGGAGCAAGCCAUUGAGCAGACAAUCAUUGCAACGGAAAAGACUAAUGGCACCUUGAACUGUCAGGAAGCUCUGAAAUUAUGGGAACCAGUAAGAGAAGCCGCAGGAUUAAGCCCAUCCUCCAUGGGUAUGUGGUGCAACGUCAGCCUGCAGCCUGUCAUAGAUGGCUAUGUCAAUGAAAUAGCCCAAGCCCAACAAAACUGGACUUGCACAGAAAUGGGACCAAUGAGUAUAGACGCUGCAGCUGCCAGGAUUGUGAAGUCUGUCCGAGCUAUAUACGAGACUGAUGUUACACAAUCACAUGUGACUGAACAGUUCAUCGAAGCCUUCUACAGUCAGCUUUCUACUCUGGUCAGCCGGCCUCUGAGUGACCAGGCAAAACUCAAUCUGCACAAGCAGCUCCAAGCCCUGCAGACUCAAAGCAGUUUGCAAUCCAUUAAACUCAUCUCAGAGGAACUACAAGACAAAUUCCCCUUCCUCAAACCAUACAUGGGUGCCUUAGAGAAAAUGCUUAUACACAUCUUGACAAAGUAUCCCGAAAUGGAAGAGUCGCCAGAGGAUUGUUUCAGAGAUGCGUCAGUGAUCUUACUGCGUGCAUUAAAUGUCUCGUCAACCGAUAUCCACCAAAUGAUGAUGGGAAAUUUCAGUGACAAAGCAUGGGUUGAUCUUGUGCUAAAAUCCAUUCAAAUAGUGAUUGACAUGAACGUUUUCGGGGACAAUCCGAUGUUAUACCACACACUGGGUCAACUUCUGACUUCCAGCAACACAAGAAUGAUCAUGGACAAAGUUGCUGAGAUGGUUUCUUGGUUUGCAUCCACUGACGCAAAAGGACUUGAUUUACUAGUCCAGGCUUUGACAAAAAUACAGGAACUCCUCAGCCCACUUUUGUCAUUCCUAAAAGAUAUGGAUGUUGACCUGCCACCAAACCUGCAAGUUCUAGAUGAUUUAACCGGCAAUGCAAUUUCAUUUAUUCGACAGCUGUUAACUGGUAGAGGUAUUUCUAUGGCUGACCACUACAUGUUGACGGACUACUCUAUGUCAAACCACAAUGCCACAAGAGCUCGCCACAGACGGGAAGCCACAUUCAUGCCAGUGAGGGGUCAAAUGGACGAUUUCAUCGACCUCUUCAGCAUCAACUAUCACUCCAUGUGGCAAGGCCUGAUGGUGCCACCCACUACCUCCGAAAUAGUAGAGACAGUCCAUGUGUUGUUUGCCAAUCCAGAUCUCGGGAUUAUUUUGAAAGGAGCGACAGAGGACUUGGUGUGGAGCCUGGAGAGCUCAAAGGAGGAGACUAUUGAUGGAGUACUUGGGGUGGCUUCCUUGUUCUCAGUCCCAGGAAUUGAUUUUUCAUCUUUGGAUCUCUGGGUGCAUGCUGUCAAAUUGCUCCCAGAUGGCUUCCCAUAUGUAUCACUGCUGAAAAAGGUCACCCGUGCCAUUGCCACAGAAAGCCCAGAGAAUCUCAGACUCAUGCAGGAGACAUUACAAACAAUGACUAGGCUGCUCCAGACCGACCCCACAGACCCACAGCUCCUCCAGCAACUCAAGCACCUGCAGCAACAGGUGUGUGAUUUGGAGAAAACCAAUCCUCUUCAAAUUUUGGAGCGGGGCUUGUCCCUGGAGCCCGGAGAGUUCUGUAAUGGGAUAGUGCCAGGACUACAGAUCUUAGCUGAAGGUUUACUGUUCAAUACUUCCACUCUGGUUGACAACAUCUUUGAGGUAUUUGUGGGAGACCCAAGACUAUACAACCUCCACACAAACUGGACAUCUCUAAUCACUGAGGGUUUGGGACUGAAUAUCAGCAGUCUAAGUGGCCUCAACAUGACAAGCCCUGCCCCAGUUGUGACAAUCGGAGAGAUGGUGCGGAAUAAAGCAGCAUUUAUGUUGGACCUGCAGAAGUUGGGAUUUGCUUCAGAAGUUGUCAACCUGUUGACAGAGACCACUUUGCCCGACAACAAUGUGCAGAUUUUGUCAUGGUUGAUCAGUUUGCACCGCUGUAACUCCACAAACCCUUAUAACAUGACAGAGAGUAAAAAGGCCCUGUUUGAGAGUUUCUGCUCACUGACUGCAGACCAGUGGUACAGCUUCACUCUUCUGAUGGCCCAGCAUCUCAACACAGAGAAGUUCCUCUACAGAAUGGUAUUGCCAGAGGAGAUCCAGAGCCUGGUGCAGACCAUGCUUCAAAUGGCCACCACCGUAAUAAACAUGAUGAAAGGGAUGCUGCCGGCCGUUCGUCAGCUUGAAGAGUACUUGAUAUCUAUUGAGAGUCUCAGCCUCGCAGCCAACAAUGAGUUUCGCCAGUUAUCACGAGCCCAGAGGACAACCCUCUCAAGCAAGGCCACGUUUGUCACCAUUUCUCGAGCCCUGUGUAGUAAAGGGAUUUUGGCUCUGUUUGGAGUGGCCAAUAAUCCCCAGUUCUCUAUGUCCCCUCCUACUUUUGACAACAGUGGUCUAAAGCAAGAGAUGAUUGAGAGGUUCAAAAUUCCUCAGGAUGCAACUCCAUUUUGCACCGGCCUGUACCUGGAUAUGGUCAACACCACUGGAGGAGCCAUCGCAUGGGCCUUCCUUAAACCAAUGCUAAUGGGAAAAAUCCUCUAUACCCCAGACACACCACAAACCCGAGCUAUUAUGACAAAGGCCAACAGCACCUUGCAGCAGCUCGCAGAUCUGAGACAUUACUCUCAAGACUGGAUUAAAUCCUCUAACUACAUUGUGAAGUCCUCAGAAAUGCUCACCCAGACAUUGCCAUUGCUGCAGAAUUCCCUCGGCAAUUCCUUUGUGAAGAAUUUCAUUGAAAUGCAGACAGGCAUUAACGUUGUCUCAAUGCAGGAAACACUCAACAACUUCUCAAAUAUGACCGUGAUGCUUGAGAAAAACACAGAUCUGUUGCGUCAAAUCACCACGCUGUCCACUCUGAUGGUCGACCUCUCCUCCUGUAUCACAUUUGACCGUUACCAAGGUUACGACACAGAAGAGGAACUCAACACAGAGGCCCAGGAUCUCGCCAAAGACAGAAAUCUUUAUGCAAGUGUCAUUUUCAAGCUGCCUAAAGACUCCAGAAAGCGGCGAUCGGCCUCCAACACGACCACGCUGCCUCCCAAAGUGCGUUACACCAUCCGCAUGCACAUGGACAACGUAAUGAGAACAGACCGUGUGCGAGAGCCCUUCUUCACUAAGGACACGCACAUCUCGGCUGGGCAGACACUGCGCUACAACCGGGGCUUUAUUUACCUCCAGGAGAGCAUUGACAGAGCGAUUAUCGAGAUCCAGGCCAACAAGACAGUCACAGACACGGCUGUGCAGAUUCAACCAUUCCCCUAUCCCUGCCAUCACCGAGAUGAGUACCUAGAGGCCAUCUCCUUUGUCUUCCCACUGCUGCUGAUGAUCGCUUGGGUGCUGUUUGUGGCUGAUUUUGUGAAGAAACUGGUUCACGAGAGAGAAAUGAAGCUACAUGAGUACAUGAAGAUGAUGGGCGUGAACCCUCUCAGUCACUUCUUUGCUUGGUUCCUUGAGUCUGCCUUCUACCUGGUCAUCACCAUCUUCUUCCUAACCUUGGUGUUGAAGUACGGGAAUAUCCUACCUCACAGCAACGGCUUCCUGCUCUUUCUCUACCUGUGCGACUACGGCCUGAGCAUCUUGGCCUUCAGUUUCCUCAUCAGCACCUUAUUUGACAAAACCUACAUCGCGGCUCUGAGUGGCAGCCUCCUCUAUGUGCUCGCCUUCUUCCCCUUUAUUAUCGUCUUGGCGAUGGAGGCACAUUUCAACUUCUCAGUGAAAAGCCUUCUGGGUUUGUUUUCCCCGACCGCCUUCAGCUAUGCCAGUCAAUAUGUCUCCCGGUAUGAGGCCCAAGGAGAAGGGAUUCAGUGGAGCAACUCGUACACCUCACCCAUUGCUGGAGACAUGGCUUCGUUUGGCUGGCUCUGCUGGCUCAUGCUCAUCGACACCUUUCUGUAUUUAAUUAUUGGGGCUUACAUCCGCUGUGUUUUCCCAGGAAAGUCCGGCAUGCCAUCUCCCUGGUACUUCCCUUUCACUGCAUCAUUUUGGACUGAUUUAUGUGGUUGCAAGAAAUCAAAAAGUAAAGGCCGCGGGCUAUUUAUUACCAACAUUAUGCAGACACAACUGCCUGCAUUCCCUGACAGUGACGAAAAAGGAAAUGGCAAAGGUGAUCUCUCCUCAAAGACAGGUGAAAACUUCUCAGACCUGCCUGUGGGCGUGGCUCUGUAUGGUCUCACUAAAAUGUAUGGGCAACAAGCAGCCAUUAAAAACCUUAAUGUUGCUUUUUACGAGGGCCACGUCACUUCGCUGCUUGGACACAAUGGAGCUGGCAAAACCACCACCAUGUCAAUCCUUACUGGUCUGUUCCCUCCAUCGUCUGGCACUGUAGAGGUCUAUGGCAGAGACAUGCAGACCAACCUGGAGGACGUGCGCAAAGAGCUGGGUGUGUGUAUGCAGUACGAUGUCCUGUUUGAUCACAUGACCGCCAAAGAGCACCUGCUGCUAUAUGGGCAGAUCAAAGCCCCACACUGGACCAAGAGGGAGCUCAAAGAACAAAUCCGCACGAUCCUGGAGGAAACAGGCAUGUACGCUCACAGGCACAAGCGAGUAGGAACCCUGUCGGGCGGCAUGAAGCGCAAGCUGUCAAUCUCCAUCGCCUUCAUAGGGGGGUCUCGCCUGGUGGUGCUGGAUGAACCCACCACAGGAGUCGAUCCCUGCUCCAGGCGCAGCAUCUGGGACAUUGUUAUCCAGCAUAAGAAAGGUCGCACUAUCAUCAUGUCCACACACCAUCUGGAUGAGGCUGAGGUGCUGAGUGACCGCAUUGCCUUCUUGGAAGGAGGGGGACUCAAAUGCUGUGGCUCACCAUUCUAUUUGAAAGACCAGCUAGGCCAAGGUUACAAACUAACUCUCACCAAGAAGACACACAAUGGAGAAACCAAACAGAUUGACCAUGCAGAACUGAAGGCGUUUGUCCAAGCCCAUGUACCUGAAGCCCGGCUGAAAGAGGCCCAAGGCAGUGACCUGGUGUACCUACUGCCCCCGUUCAGCUCCAACAAUGCUGCCUCGUAUCGCUCCCUGCUCUCCGCCCUCGACUCUAACCUGGAUGCCCUGCAGCUCGGGUGCUAUGGCAUCUCCGACACCACCUUGGAGGAGGUGUUUCUCCAUUUGACACAUGACGCUGCAGGUGAUGGUGAUCUCCCGACAAUAUCUGAAAACGUGUCCGAUACUGACUCCAUAAACAGCUAUCCAGCCUCGGAGGAAAGCAACUAUGGUGACACUGUCUGUUUCACUGGGACCCAAACUGUGACUGGUGUGAAGCUGGCCUGGCAGCAAUUGACGGCAAUCCUAAUCAAGCGGUUCCACCACAGCCGCAGAGACUGGAAGGGUCUAAUCUCUCAGCUCCUACUCCCUGUCCUGUUUGUGGUGUUUGCCAUGGGAAUGGGCACCAUCAAGAGCGACCUCAAGCACUAUCCUGAACUGGAACUCAGCCCUGCACUCUACAACAUUGGACCAAGCUACUCAUUCUUCAGUAGCCGGAACUCGAGUAAACUGGCAGACACCAUGCUAUCCUUCCCUGGUCUUGAUAACGCCUGUCUUGAAAACUCCAAUGACCAGGUGUGCACAAGAAGUACAGGAUCUUGGAUUGAGGCAAAUGGCACUCAAAAGUUCAGCCUCUGUAAAUGUGUCCAUGAGAAGGAGGUUUGUGGAGCGGGAGGCUACGUCCCACCUCAUAAGAAAAUCCCCUCGUCUCAGAUCGUUUACAACCUGACCGGCCUCAGAGUGGAGAACUACCUGGUGGCCACUGCAGACGACUACAUCAGGAAUAGGUAUGGUGGCUAUGAUUUUGGAUUGCCGCUUCCAUCAAACCUACAAAUGGAUGUGAAAACUGUGCCCAAGAAUCGCACUCUAUCUAAGGUCUGGUUCAAUCCCGAGGGCCACCACACCAUGCCAGCAUACUUAAGUAGCAUGAACAACUUUAUACUACGCGCCAAUAUUCCUGCAGACAAGGAUCCAACCCAAUAUGCCAUUUCAGUUUCCAGUCAUCCCUACUUUGGGCGACGAGAUGAUGAAGAUUCAAUUGUCCAAGGCAUGCUUCAGAUCAUGGUAGCUCUGUGCAUCCUGGCAGGGUACUCCAUCACCACUGCCAGCUUCGCCAUCUACGAGGUCAAUGAACAUCACAGUGGUUCCAAGAGGCUGCAGCACAUCGCUGGAGUCAGUGAGCCAUUCUACUGGGCUGUCAACUUCUUCUAUGACAUGGUCAUCUAUUUGAUCCCUGUGGCUCUGACAGUUGGAGUGAUUGCAGCGUUCCAAGUACCAGCUUUUACCGAACGUCAGAAUUUGGCAGCAGUUACUAUGCUUCUGGUUCUUUUCGGGUUUUCUACCUUUCCGUGGAUGUAUCUCUUGUCCAGCGUGUUCAAAGAUGCAGAGAUGGCCUUCAUCACCUAUGUUUGCAUCAAUCUCUUCCUCACCGUCAACACCAUCAUACCGACUUCCAUCCUCUACUUCAUGGGGCAGAUUACACAGCAAAAUAUUGAGAGCCUAAAAGUCAUCUUUGACAGGCUGAGCGAUGCCUUCCUAAUCUUCCCUCAGUUCAACUUCGGUAAUGGGCUUUUGGAGUUAGCGCGAAUGAACAUCCAAGUGCAGCUGCUGAGUGGUUAUGGUAUUGAUGCGUAUAAGGACCCCUUCUCCACCGAGGCCUUGGGCUGGAUGAUGAUCUCCUCCUUCAUUCAGGGAGUUGUCUUCUUCACGCUGCGACUAUUGUUGAACAAGUACAUCCUACGCAAAAUCAGAGGUCUGAUUCUAAGAAGAAAGCCAGUGCCUCUUGUGCCUUGUGUAGAGGAGGAUGAGGAUGUGGCUGCUGAGCACCUGCGGGUGUCCAGUGGAGCAGCGAGCUCAGAUGUGCUGCAAGUGAACCAACUAACAAAGGUCUAUCAACACCUCAACAAGAAGGUCCCUGCUGUGAAGAAGCUGUCCCUGGGCGUUCCUGCUGGAGAAUGCUUUGGUCUACUGGGAGUGAAUGGAGCAGGAAAAACAACCACCUUUAAGAUGUUGACAGGAGAUGUCAGCCCCACGGAUGGCACAGCACAGAUCAGAGACAGAGAUGGACGCCUGGUGGAUAUAAUGGAGUGCCGUAACCAGGGAGUGAACAUUGGAUAUUGUCCUCAAGUGGACUCCCUGGACGAUCUGCUGACGGGAGAGGAGCACUUGUACUUUUACUCUCGCCUCCAUGGCAUUUCAAAGAGAGACAUACCCGGGUUGGUGAACUAUUUACUGAGGAGGCUGGAGCUGGACCACUAUCGAGACACCAUCAGCGACAAUUACAGCUGUGGAACCAGGAGGAAGCUGUCCACUGCACUGGCUCUAGUCGGACACCCACAAAUUUUGCUUCUGGAUGAACCCAGCUCUGGGAUGGACCCGAGAACCAAACGCCACCUGUGGAAGAUCAUCGCAGACGAAGUCAAAGGCAAAUGUGCCGUGGUCCUCACUUCACACAGCAUGGAGGAGUGUGAGGCUCUGUGCGGUCGUCUUGCUAUCAUGGUAAAGGGUCAGUUCCGAUGCCUGGGCUCCCUGCAGCACAUUAAGAACAGGUUCGGCAGCGGGUUCACAGUAAAGAUGUACUUGGCCAAAGCCUCUUGUGAUGCAGAAGCAAUCACUCAGUUCAUGCAGAGCCGAUUCCCCAGCACUUAUCUCAAGGAGCGACACUCAGCUAUGGUGGAGUACCAUGUGCCGGUUGCACCAGGUGGAGUGGCAGACAUCUUUGGUCAGCUCGAGUCCAGCAAAGAAUACCUGGAGAUCCAACACUUCUCUGUGAGCCAGACAACACUGGAUGAGGUCUUUAUCAACUUUGCCAUGGGGAAAAUUGGGAUGGAAUCUGGACAGAUUGAUGAUGAGUUUGAUGACGACAGUUCCAUGAAGGAUGUUGAAACUUAAGAGUCCAGUCUUCCCUUUGUACCCAAUGUAAACUGUGCAUCCUGUGUUAAAUGUUCCUGUGAUUAUGAAUAAUACAUGUAUCUAUAUCUACUAAUAAUCCAAAUGAUCUGAAAUGUAAUAGUACUAUUUGAUUUUAUGAAGGAUACAUUAACUUACAAGUGAAUUGGGGGUGAUACAAUUUUCUUUUGCAAUGUGAUUAUGGAUAUAUAUGAUAAAUUAUUUUAGUAUGUCAAAAUAUAAUGAACAUACAUUUCUAGGUUAUCCAGAAAUCUGCACCUUACUUC
This is a messenger RNA of Periophthalmus magnuspinnatus, 13631 nucleotides long. It is a transcript of the gene abca12, whose product is annotated as ATP-binding cassette, sub-family A (ABC1), member 12. Gene Ontology annotation, molecular function: ATP hydrolysis activity; ABC-type transporter activity; ATP binding. Bases 34 to 13347 code for a protein of 4437 amino acids. Gene Ontology annotation, cellular component: membrane; intracellular membrane-bounded organelle. Lineage: Eukaryota; Metazoa; Chordata; Actinopteri; Gobiiformes; Gobiidae. Gene Ontology annotation, biological process: lipid transport; transmembrane transport. The record is from RefSeq and is a predicted model, not a curated record. The transcript is spliced from 71 exons.